Molecule: messenger RNA, 1455 nt
Organism: Malassezia japonica
Lineage: Eukaryota; Fungi; Basidiomycota; Malasseziomycetes; Malasseziales; Malasseziaceae
Gene: GLO3
Product: ADP-ribosylation factor GTPase activating protein, ER-Golgi transport
Exons: 2
Coding region: 1-1455 (484 amino acids)
Biological process (GO): COPI coating of Golgi vesicle
Molecular function (GO): GTPase activator activity
Source: RefSeq, a predicted model, not a curated record
AUGGCGACGGGCCCCGCCAAGGAGGAGAUCGCGGAGAUCUUCAAGUCUUUCAAGAAUGCACACAAAGCCAACAAGGUGUGCUUUGACUGCGGAGCGAAGAACCCUACGUGGGCGAGCGCGACGUUCGCCGUGUACAUCUGCUUGGACUGCUCGUCGGUGCACCGCAACAUGGGUGUGCACAUCACCUUUGUCCGUUCGACGAACCUCGACUCGUGGUCCUGGCCGCAGCUGCGCCUGAUGAAGGUCGGCGGAAACGGCGCGGCGAGCGACUUCUUUGCGGCACACGGCGGCAGCGCGCUCCUCGCGCCGUCGACCGAGGGCAAGGUCAAGUACACAUCGCAGGUCGCGGCACUCUACAAGGAGGAGCUGCAGCGCCGCGCGCUCCAAGACGCCGCAGGGCUCGGCCUCAGCACGCCGUUUGCCAUUCCGGGAGUAACGCAGCUGGGCGCGCGCGCGGCGCAGAGCAACGAGGUGGACUUUUUCGACGAGUGGGACGCGCCGGCGCAGCCCGCCGCUUCGGCGGGCGCUGUGCCCGCGCCGCCGAUCGCCGAGACGCCGCUCGCAGACGUGGUCGAGCCGGCGGUCCCUGCGCCGGCGCCUGUGCCGGCUCCGGCGCCCCGCCCAGUGACCUCGGCGGCGCUCCGUGGCCAGGCCCAAGGCGCGCCGCGCCGCGCGGGUGCGCUGGGCGCGGUGCGCUCGACCAACAGCCCCUCUCUCGGCGCCAAGCCGGGCAAGCUGGGCCUUGGCGUGCGCAAAACGGGCACGACGGGCGCCUUUGACUUUGACGCGGCCGAGCGCCGUGUCAAGGAGGAGCAGGCGCAGGCCGCGCAGGCCGCCGAGGCCGCGCGGCACGCGCAGGAGGCCGCGGACGCUGCCGCGAAGGAUGAGGCGCAGCGCCAGGCCGCGCUCCAGCCCGAAGCGCCGGCCGCUGCGCCCGCGCCCACGCCUGCGCCGCGUAUCGAAAAGGCGGGGCCUACGAAGCAGGCCGGUGUCGACCGUCUUGGCAUGGGCUUCUCGCGCCUGGGCCUUGCGCAGGCCCGCUCCAAGGCGGCGCUCGAAAAGGCGGCGGCGGCCAAGAAGGAGAGCCUCGCCGAGGCCGAAGAGACCAACUAUGCCCGGACGCAGUUCUCGUCGCAAAAGUCCAUCUCUUCCGACCAAUACUUCCAGCGCGGGGGCUACGACUCGAAUGCCUCUUCCGAGUCCCAGGCACGACUCGCCAACUUCCAGGGCCAGACGUCCAUCUCCUCGAACCAGUACUUUGGCCGCGAGGAGGAAGAGGACGAGGGGUACGAGCCGCCGGAGCGCGACGACUUUGCCGAGCUCGAGGCGUCGGCCAAGGCAUACUACCAAAAGUUUAUGUCGAACCCUGACGUGCAGCAGGGCAUCGAAUCGUUCCGCGCCGGCGCGAUGAAGCUCUCGCAGUACCUCGAGGACAUGAGCCGCAACGGGGCGUAG